AUGGAACUCAAACACGCUAUAAAGGCCCUCAUUCUUGCAAAUAUUCUAUCAGUAAGCCUCGCAACCUUCGGACAUGAGCAUGUGCAUAUAAGGAUACAUUUGCCGGAGAUAUUGGAGCACCACGAAAAGAAAGUCAUAAAAUAUGAAGAUCACGGUGGAGGCGGUCAUGGAGGCGGCGGUGGAGGUGGUGAUCAUCACAUAGAGGUCUCUGGCCCUGGGGGGGAUAUUGGAGGUGGUCACGGCGGAGGUUUCGGAGGAGGUCAUGGUGAUAGCUAUGGAGGAGGCGGUGGUUUCGGAGGCGCUUUCGGAGGGGGCUUCGGAGGAGGUCAUGGAGGAGGUGGCGGCGGUUUUGGAGGAGGUUUUGGAGGUGGUCAUGACGACGGAGGUGGGGAUGUCAUCAUAGAUCAUGGCGGUGGUCACGGAGGAGGAGACUAUGGGGGUGGCGGUGGUUUCGGAGGUGGCCACGGAGGAGGUUAUGGUGGAGGUGGCGGCGGGGGAGGCGGAGGCGGCGGUGGUAUCAUCAUAGACCACGGAGGCCAUGGCGGCGGCGGCGGUGGUUUUGGAGGUGGUCAUGGAGGUGGCGGCGGUUACGGUGGUGGAGGUGGCGGCGGCGUCGUCAGAGACGGUGGAGGACAUGGCGGCGGUGGCGGCGUUGGAGGAGGUGGUGGAUACGGAGGUGGACAUGGAGGUGGCUUCGGAGGUGGCCAUGGCGGUGGAUUUGGAGGAGGAGGUGGAUAUGGAGGCGGCGGCGGUUUUGGAGGUGGCCAUGGGGGCGGUGGACAUGGCGAUUUCGGGGGUGGACACGAUAUCGGCGGCGAUGAUCAUCAUAUUGGCUCCGGCGGUUAUGGCAAUAGUAUAUCUGAUUUUGGUAGCAGUGGUCAUGGCGGAAGUAGUUACAGUUCUGGUGGUGGCUUCGAUUCCUAUUCAAGCGGCCACGGCGGCGGCGGCGGCGGCGGCGGCGGUGGCGGUGGCGGUGGUUACGGUGGGGGCCAUAGUGGUGGUUUCUCCGGUUAUCACAAAAAGAAAUAA
This is a messenger RNA of Vollenhovia emeryi, 1029 nucleotides long. Its product is annotated as glycine-rich cell wall structural protein 1.0-like. NCBI's taxonomy places the organism in Eukaryota, Metazoa, Arthropoda, Insecta, Hymenoptera, Formicidae. Bases 1 to 1029 code for a protein of 342 amino acids. The transcript is spliced from 6 exons. The record is from RefSeq and is a predicted model, not a curated record.